Molecule: messenger RNA, 1041 nt
Organism: Fonsecaea nubica
Lineage: Eukaryota; Fungi; Ascomycota; Eurotiomycetes; Chaetothyriales; Herpotrichiellaceae
Exons: 2
Coding region: 1-1041 (346 amino acids)
Biological process (GO): transmembrane transport
Cellular component (GO): plasma membrane
Molecular function (GO): water channel activity
Source: RefSeq, a predicted model, not a curated record
AUGACCACCACCGCUACGAGGCAGACGUUCAACUCGACCUCGCUCGCGGCUCGUCGGCGCCGGGGCGGCUCUCUGAGCGCCCCCUUCGCCGGUCGUCUGGGCGGCAACCAAGAAUUCACCCUCGACCGCUCCGACCCCCAGAAUGAGGAGUUGCUGAAAAAGGUGCCCGAUGCCGCGCCCAAUUUGACCUUGAAGGAGAGUUUCGAUCUUCGAGGGUUUCGGGAGGUGGAGCUGUGGAAGGCGGCUAUGGUCGAGUUUGUCGGCACCAUGAUCUUCGUCUGGGCCUCAGCUUGGAACAGUCUCUCCCCAAACACCCCUCCGCCGUUACCGUCAGAGACAUCCGGUCCCUUCAGCCGUUCGUAUUUCCUGGGUCCUCUCAUCGCAGCGCCAAUCAACAUAAUCCUCCUCGCGCUACUAAUUUUCUCCUUCGGUGCCGUGUCCGGUGGUCAUAUGAAUCCAUUAAUCACCGUUGGAACCUUUUUCGCGAGGUUGACCACUUUUCCCCGUCUGGUGUUGUACCUGGUGGCGCAGAUCUCAGCCAGUGCUCUUGCGGGCCUGCUGUUGAGGGCGGCAGCGAAUACCAGAGAAUUCAAGGUUGGAGGGUGCUAUCUCUUCGAGGGCAUGGGAACUCCUGUCUCGAGCGCAUUCACCAUCGAAGUCAUCAGCGACCUGCUCUUGCUCAUCCUCGCGUUCGGAGUCGGUCUGGAUCCCCGCCAGCGCGAGAUCUUUGGCCCUGCCCUCGGACCGAUCUUUGUCGGCUUGGCCGUGGGGAGUCUGGCGUUAUGCACAGCAUUCAGUCUGCCGGCGUACGGAGGUGCUAGCCUGAACCCGGCAAGGUGUUUCGGUGUAUACGUGGGCAGCCGUUUUCCCGGCUGGCACUGGGUGCACUGGGUGGCACCUCUGGUGGCCAGUGUUUUCCAUGGCAUCAUGUAUUUCAUCGUUCCGCCUGGCGAGCCGAACAGGGCGCAUGCACACAAGAUCGGCAGAGCCACCCACAAAACUGAGCCGGAGGCACAAGAGGAUGGAAAGGAGAGCGUGUAG